AUGUCCUCUGAUUAUACUGUAUUUGCAAGCCAAGACUUUGAUUCAAACGAAUACGCCAAUGCAAUACUCGCAGGCGAGCCAUAUCCUCCGUCAGACGCGAAGAAGGGACAGACUCCCGGCAGGCCGUCGUUCGAUUCCCCCUCGAAAGAGGACGUCUCUGUGGCCAUUUCAAGACUCACUUACGGGAUAGAUGAUGUCUCUAAGCAGAUAAAGAACCUGGUCACUUCACACCAUGAAGAUCUACUCGGCCAGGCAGCAAGCGCAAGCGAGCUAUCCGGAUCCCUUGUCUCGGUGAAGGGGGGUCUUUCAGAGCUUGAGAUGUCACUUGAGAAGCUGCGGACGAAAGUGCGGCUGCCAUACCAAUCCCUUCAGACCAAUGUCACCCGGCUGCAUAAGCUUCAACAAGCCUCGGACGUCCUCCGACGCACAGCGCGCUUCGUCGUGCUCGCCAGACGAUUACAGGGGCAGAUGGCCGAGAUGCAGCAGAGCAAGGUCGAGAAGACGGACGACACUCUUGCUCCUAUACCCAGUACUCCGAGUAGGACGACCUUCGCGUCUGCGGCGGACUUAGAAGAUGACAAAGAGCGUGCGAUCUCAAGGGCUGCGCUGUCGAUCGCAGAGCUCGUGUCACUCCUAGAUGGUCCUUCCACCUUCAGCUCAACAACAAGUUCGAAUGGUGUCGACGGCGAUACGUCCCACCAGGAUACUGAAGAGGAUUUUUCGACUCAGAAGAUACAUCUACGCUCAGUCAACGCGGUAGCGACGCAUAUACCCUUCAUCGAGGAGUCUAGGACGACAGUUACGACGGAGAUGGAAAAUAUGGUCGUUGCAGGCUUGGCGUCUCUGAACCAAUCCCUGCUCGCAUCCUCCUUGCAAACCGCGUACAACCUAAAUGUGCUUCCCGAGCUUGUCCAGAGUCUCAUCUCCGACUUAUCCCUCGCCGUUGAGGAACGGAUACGAACGACCUUCGAUAUGACGAAAAUAUCUAAGGAUGCAUUGGGAAAAGCUUCACUAGACGUCCGUCGCGCCACUCGGCCAUCCAUCGCGCCGCUCGGACGUCUCGCGCGCCACUUGUACCUGCGAUGCAUCAUUUCCCCUUUCGACUUCUCCCUUUCAAUGUCCUUCAAUGUCCUCACACGUCCAUCGCUCCCCCCGCACGUCUUCCACGCCUCGGCCACCCAGUCGAACACGCAAUACCGCUCCCGCAUACGCACCGAGCCGACGAACCUUACUGCGCCACAGUGGACGGCUGCGCUAUGGACGCGGCUGGAGAGCAUGAUUGAGGAGAUGGCGGGGUGUUGUAUCAAGGUCUACACCUUGGAGAAGGUUCUCAAGGUGAAGAAGGAUACAGUCUCGCAGACGAUAUUCUUGGACGAGGCGAUGAAGCUUCUCGAGACUAAGCCUAGUGUCACGUUCUGGACGGCCUUGUCACGAUCGCUGGAGAAACAUGCAAAAGAAGCUUGCAAAGGCGAGUGCGACUCGUGCUCAACUUUCCUGCAACAAACAUUGGGCGGAGGCUAUCCGCGAUUACUACGCCUUUUCCAACAGUUCUUCGCCAAGAUAGCAGUUCAUACAGAUACCGUCUAUAUCCACUCGCAACAAAGCACGGAAACUAUCCUCGUGCUGCGCGCCCUGUCGACAUUCGAGGCCUUCUAUCUCACGCGGUCGACGAGCAAGCUGAAUGAGGCCGUCGGGCAGGCAUUUAAGAUGACGCCUGGGGCGACGGAGGGCACGAAUGUCGCCCGGACGGUCAUCAACGAACUCGACACGGCUCGGUUCGAUCCUCUUCUUGUGCGGGCGGUGGCGAAGAAUGCGGCGGCGAGCCUCGAGAUGUUCGUUCAGAGGGCGGAUAACAUGGUCGUACGCGACCGCUCCGCGUUGACACUCAUCGGGCCCGCCUGCACGCCCCAGCAGGCGGCUAAUGCGCAGGUAGCGACGUGCCUGCACCACUGUCGCGCGCGAUUGGCGCAGCUGGAGAGCGAGCACAUCGACGCCGUGUGCGCCGCGCUGCGGCCCAGUAUCGAGAACAUGAAGCGCACGUACGAGCGGGUGGUGGAUCCAUUGCUGGCAGCGAUCAGGCGCGAGCUGGCCGCGAUCAUCGCGCGGGUGCACCGGUUCGACUUUGGGCGGGCGCAGGACCCGAUGUCGGGCGGUGGGGCGAGCUUGUAUAUGAAGGAUCUGGUGGAGAAGCUGGCGUUUGUGAAGGACGAGAUCCUGAGCAAGUUUAAUGUGGAGGAUAAGCCGUUGUGGAUGCUGGCCCUCGCAAAAUACGCUAUCAAGGUCUUCGUACUGCACAUCUCAAUCGUGAAGCCGCUUGGGGAGAGUGGGAAGCUGCAGCUCACGAGCGAUAUGGCCGAGCUGGAGUUUGGGCUGAGUGCGUUCAUGUCGGACGGGACAUCGAGCAAGCGUGGAGUCCAUCUCGAGAAUAUUGGCGACGAAUAUCGGAUGCUCAGAGCUAUGCGGCCAUUGCUCUUCCUCGAAAACGCUCAGCUCGCCUCACCUAUGUACACGAUCGGUCUCCCGCCGCUCAUCGUACUGCAUCACAUCCUCGUACGAUCACCGGUACCACUGCCUCAUACCCUACACGGGUGGCAGGAGGCGGAGUACGUGCGAUGGGUGGAUGAGCAUACGGAAGAGGAGGCGUGGACGCUUGUUGAGUCGGGUUUGUCGCAUUGGGAGCAGGUUAGCGCUGCGGAGGGCAAGGAUGCGGCUGCGGCGAAGGAGUAUGUCGAGCUUGCGCGGACGGUGUUGCGGAAUGCGCAGGAGGGGGCGUAG
This is a messenger RNA of Schizophyllum commune H4-8, 2775 nucleotides long. RefSeq lists its product as uncharacterized. Bases 1 to 2775 code for a protein of 924 amino acids. The transcript has 17 exons. The record is from RefSeq and is a predicted model, not a curated record. Gene Ontology annotation, biological process: intra-Golgi vesicle-mediated transport. Gene Ontology annotation, cellular component: COG complex. NCBI's taxonomy places the organism in Eukaryota, Fungi, Basidiomycota, Agaricomycetes, Agaricales, Schizophyllaceae.